AUGGAUCUCAUGAAACUAAAUGAUUACAAUGCUGAAAAUGUAUCAUUGUCACAAGUUUCAACAAGACAAGGCAAACGUUGGUCAACAGCAAGUGCUUAUCUGUUAAAAGCAGUAAAACGAGAAAAUUUAGAUAUUCUUACACAUGUACAUUGUUGCCGAGUAGUAUUUGAUGAGGAAAAACAAGUACACGGUGUCGUUACCAAACGCAGCAGCUCAUUAGAUAAAGAAGAGUUUAUUAAAGGUAAAGAAGUUGUAUUAUCCGCUGGUACGGUUGGAAGUGCUCAAAUACUUCUUCUCUCUGGAAUUGGUCCUCGAAAAGAACUAGAUAAACAUGAAAUACCAGUGAUCGUUGAUUUAUCUGGUGUUGUGUAUCAUCCAAUAGGUACAUGUAAAAUGGGGAAAGAAGACCAUCCAACGGCCGUUGUAACGCCUGAUACACGAGUAAAAGGAAUAAAAGGUCUACGUGUGGUUGAUGCAAGUAUUAUGCCAAGCCAUAUUUCUGGCAAUAUAAAUAUUCCAAUUGUUGCGCUCGCGGAGAGAGCAGCAGAUUUAAUUAAAAACAGUGCUUAA
Messenger RNA from Rotaria sp. Silwood1, 570 nucleotides. NCBI's taxonomy places the organism in Eukaryota, Metazoa, Rotifera, Eurotatoria, Philodinida, Philodinidae. The record is from the annotation of a GenBank genome assembly.